UUUCAUAUAUUUCCCGUCGGCGGGAAUUAAAUUCCCAAGUCCCUCUACAAAUCCCCUAAAAGUUGGGUAUCCUAAAUGGUGUGUUUUGGCUGCACAGAAAAUUCAGGGUGAGUGGACUUAGGAAAGCUGUCUCUGUGAGGUUUCAGGUCAGUACCCAGCCGUACAGGUGUCCUUUCCUUUUUAAAUGCAGAAUUAAAGGAGAAGCGUUCAGGAUUGGAGGAGAGGUGGUCAUGUCCCAGGAGGACAGCCACGAGUGGGAGCUGAGCAAGGAGAAUGUGCAGCCCCUCAGGCAGGGACGGGUGAUGUCCAGUUUGCAAGAGGCACUGUCGCAGCAGGACUCUUCCAGCCACACUGCUGUGCAGCUUAAAAAACAGGAGUUUGAAGCAGAAAUACGAUUUUACUCUGGAGAUGAUCCUCUGGAUGUGUGGGAGCGGUACAUCAGGUGGACAGAGCAGGCCUUCCCUGGGGGGGGCAAGGAUGGCAACCUGUCAGCAGUUCUGGAAAGGGCAGUGCAAGCCCUCCACGGGCAGCAGCGAUACUACAAAGACCUUCGCUAUCUUAAUCUCUGGCUCAAGUUUCGUCCUCGCAGCACGGUGAGCUCUGGCUUGGAAGCGCCGCCCCCACUGCCCAGUUUCACCCCCUAUGUGGACGAGUCAGCUCAGCCCCAAAUGAU
Messenger RNA from Passer montanus (Eurasian tree sparrow), 673 nucleotides. Its product is annotated as mitotic checkpoint serine/threonine-protein kinase BUB1 beta-like. The record is from RefSeq and is a predicted model, not a curated record. Lineage: Eukaryota; Metazoa; Chordata; Aves; Passeriformes; Passeridae. The transcript is spliced from 4 exons. Gene Ontology annotation, molecular function: protein kinase activity. The annotation marks the transcript as partial. Gene Ontology annotation, biological process: meiotic sister chromatid cohesion, centromeric; mitotic spindle assembly checkpoint signaling.